This is a messenger RNA of Pterocles gutturalis (yellow-throated sandgrouse), 1276 nucleotides long. RefSeq names its product ribonucleoside-diphosphate reductase subunit M2-like. The transcript has 8 exons. NCBI's taxonomy places the organism in Eukaryota, Metazoa, Chordata, Aves, Pterocliformes, Pteroclidae. Gene Ontology annotation, molecular function: ribonucleoside-diphosphate reductase activity, thioredoxin disulfide as acceptor. Gene Ontology annotation, cellular component: cytosol. Gene Ontology annotation, biological process: deoxyribonucleotide biosynthetic process. The record is from RefSeq and is a predicted model, not a curated record.
GAGCAGGAGGAGGAAGAGCCGCUGCUGCGGGACAACCCCCGGCGCUUCGUCAUCUUCCCCAUCCAGUACCACGACAUCUGGCAGAUGUACAAGAAGGCCGAGGCCUCCUUCUGGACGGCGGAGGAGGUGGACCUUUCAAAAGACAUUCAGCACUGGGAGUCCCUGAAGCCUGAGGAGAAGUACUUCAUUUCCCACGUCCUCGCCUUCUUCGCGGCCAGCGACGGCAUCGUCAACGAGAACUUGGUGAGGGUGGAGAACCAGCCCUGAGGGAAGCAAGUACAAAUCACAGAAGCUCGUUGUUUCUAUGGCUUCCAGAUUGCCAUGGAAAACAUACAUUCAGAAAUGUACAGUCUUCUUAUUGACACCUACAUUAAAGAUUCCAAAGAGAGGGAAUUUCUUUUUAAUGCUAUUGAAACAUUGCCAUGUGUUAAAAAGAAGGCUGACUGGGCAAUGCGCUGGAUUGGGGACAAGAAAGCAACAUAUGGAGAACGCGUAGUAGCUUUUGCAGCAGUGGAAGGAAUAUUCUUUUCUGGUUCUUUUGCAUCAAUUUUUUGGCUGAAGAAGAGAGGAUUAAUGCCUGGACUCACUUUUUCUAACGAACUCAUCAGUAGAGAUGAGGGCUUGCACUGUGAUUUUGCCUGCCUCAUGUUCAAGCACUUGAUACGCAAACCAUCAGAGGAGAGAGUAAAGGAAAUCAUCAUGAAUGCUGUUCUCAUAGAACAGGAAUUCUUGACGGAGGCACUGCCUGUAAAGCUGAUUGGCAUGAACUGCACUUUAAUGAAACAGUACAUAGAGUUUGUAGCAGACCGGCUUAUGUUGGAACUGGGAUUUAACAAGAUAUACAAAGCGGAGAAUCCUUUUGACUUCAUGGAGAACAUCUCUCUGGAAGGCAAGACCAAUUUCUUUGAGAAGCGAGUAGGAGAAUAUCAGAGGAUGGGAGUCAUGUCAAAGCCCACAGACAACUCUUUCACUCUGGAUGCGGAAUUUUAAAUGGACUGAGACCAUAUGAGUUAGUGUGUAUGCUCCCCUGUUUACAGGGAAACAUUAAAUAUGUUGAGUCACAGUGUGACUUGAUUCCUGUGCUAAAAUCCCACUCUUGAAAAGUGUGGUGAUAUUGGUGCUUUUCGGGAGGCUAGUGUAGCUCCAGCAGUAAAAUCUCUUUUUAUUAGACUUUGCCAAUGGUGUUAAUUCAUAGAAAGUUUAGAUGUAUCUCUUACAAUAUAUGCUACUCCAUUUUGUGAAAGACAUGGACAACUUUCUUCUGCAAGAUGGGAGG